AUGCUCUUUUAUUCAUUUUUCAAGACUCUAAUUGGUCAUCAAGUGACUGUAGAAUUAAAAAAUGAUCUUGCCAUAACCGGUGUGCUCACUUCCGUUGACCAAUUCCUAAACAUUAAACUUGAUGAUAUCCGAGUUGUAGAUGAUGCAAAGUAUCCUCAUAUGAUGGCCGUCAAGAAUUGCUUUAUACGCGGAUCAGUAGUUCGUUAUGUUCAACUACCGGCCAGCGCUGUGGAUACAGCUCUGUUACAAGAUGCUGCGAGACGAGAAGCACAACAACCAACCACUGGAGGGGCCCACUCAAUCUCACGAUAA
Molecule: messenger RNA, 312 nt
Organism: Acaulospora morrowiae
Lineage: Eukaryota; Fungi; Glomeromycota; Glomeromycetes; Diversisporales; Acaulosporaceae
Source: the annotation of a GenBank genome assembly